ACUCCCACAUUCUGGUUUUUAUCUCUGACAUCAUCAUCAUGAGAUUGUCUCAAGUUUCACAACAUCUGCUGGUGUUCAUAUCAGUCCUUUCACUCGAAAUCAUCACAUGGACAAACAGCGCAGUGUCAGCACAAGCAAUAUUCUACCCAUUCGGCUCAUCAGCUGGAGACACAAUAAAUGCUGCUGCUGAUGAUGGGAGCUCCACAGUUAUUCCACUGUCAAAUCCAUUUCCAUUCUUUGGCCGCACAUACCAGCAGAUUUAUGUUAAUAAUAAUGGACACCUCACAUUCAACCAGUCUUCAUCAGCAUUUGUUCCCUACUCAUUCCCUGCUAGAGGAAGCCAAGAUAUAAUUGCUGGUCUCUGGACUGAUCUUGACAACCGUCAGAGAGGUGUAGUUUCAUAUCAUCAGUACACCAGUGGAAAUGUUCUCACACGCGCCACUCAGGAUAUAAACACACAUUUCCCAAAUCUGAACUUCAUCGCAUCUUGGCUCUUUGUUGCAACUUGGGAUAAAGUCGCUUACUUCAACUUAAACAACACAGAAACAUCGUUUCAAGUAGUUUUAAUUUCAGGUGGUCAUUUUUCAUUUAUUCUGAUGAAUUAUGGUGACAUUGCUGUAACAGGACAGCCAGUGCAGGCUGGUUAUGACACGAUAAACUCCACACACUACUUUGUGAUUCCUGGAUCAAUCAAUGGCAGCUUCAUCUCAAACCUCAGGAACUCCAGUAAUGUUAAAGUUCCCGGUCAAUGGGUCUUCAGGGUGGACGGUGGACCAGGAAACAGCAAAAACAAUGUCAUUGGAUUAAAAAUGAGACUUUCCUCAUUUUUAGACCUGACACAGAGUGGCAGCACUGAAAUAGUUUUACAGCAAAUCAAGCAGGAGCUGGUCAAGUACGGUCUGCCAAACAGCAUCGAGCUGAAGUUAAGAAAACUGCAAAAGACAAAGCUGUAAUUUCAUCUUCUUUAAGGAAAAGAAGUAAAAUCAGUUUGUUUAGCAUCUGACAACAAAUGUCCCUCACGACUGAUGACAGUUUUUCAUAAAGUUGGUUUUAUUUAAAGACUCUAACCAGCAUAAAAGUAUCAUACAACAGGUCCAAUGGAUCGGUAUCAAUCGUGUGUAUCAAAUGUCAGCUUCAUAAGUAAAAUAAAAUAACUAGAGCUUUACUGAAAGUAAAACUUAGUUUUUCUCAUUCACCUUCAUUAGAACUAUAUCUUAUAAAGGUAUAAACACUUUUCUAGGAUAAUGCACAGUGUUUGUAUAGUUUCAAUGUAUGUUGCUUUGAAUAAAAUUAAAUGUAUGUUGCAUGUAUGUUGCUUUUAAAAAAAAUUACGGGAAGUCGUGGCCUAAUGGUUAGAGAGUCGGACUCCCAAUCGAAAGGUUGUGAGUUUGAGUCCCGGGCGGGCAGGAAUUGUGGGUGGGGGGAGUGCAUGUACAGUUCUCUCUCCACCUUCAAUACCUCGACUUAGGUGCCCUUGAGCAAGGCACCGAACCCCCAACUGCUCCCCGGGCGCCGCAGCAUAAAUGGCUGCCCACUGCUCCGGGUGUGUGUUCACAGUGUGUGUGUGUGUGUUCACUGCUCUGUGUGUGUGCACUUCGGAUGGGUUAAAUGCAGAGCACAAAUUCUGAGUAUGGGUCACCAUACUUGGCUGAAUGUCACGUCACUAAAAGUGUCUCCUAAAUGCAUUAAUGUCAUAUUCCAUCUCAGUACAUGAUUCUUCCUGCUCAUCUAAA
Carassius gibelio (silver crucian carp) is the source of this 1733-nucleotide messenger RNA. Its product is annotated as sushi, nidogen and EGF-like domain-containing protein 1. Gene Ontology annotation, biological process: cell-matrix adhesion. The transcript has 8 exons. The record is from RefSeq and is a predicted model, not a curated record. Bases 39 to 953 code for a protein of 304 amino acids. NCBI's taxonomy places the organism in Eukaryota, Metazoa, Chordata, Actinopteri, Cypriniformes, Cyprinidae.